AUGACAUCAAGCAUGAGUGUUGGAAAUUGUGCGUUUUCAUGGACUCCCAUGCCUCAUAUCACACUACCCAGUGACAGGUACAGUAUAUAUGACUAUGAAUACGCAUACACUAGCUUUGAUGGUUUUAUUAUUCCAGAUAGUGUAAGAUCCAUUGGCCAAUAUGCAUUUGCUGGAUGUUCAUUUGAUGAAAUUAGAGUUCCAGAAGGUCUUUCAACUCUAUCUUCAAGUGCAUUUCGUGAUACAUGCAUUAAAAAUAUAUAUCUUCCAUCAACAUUAACAUCAAUCAACUCUUAUUGCUUUUAUAAUGCAUCGUGCCUCUUAGUAGAUAUAUCAGAUUCUGUUAACUAUAUUGGAUCAUAUUGCUUUGAUUGUAGCAAUAUUCCUUCGAUUACAAUUCCUAAUUUAGUAACAUAUAUUUAUACAUAUACCUUCGCAAAUAGCAUGUUUCGUCAAAUUCAGCUUUCAAAUUCUAUCACAAGUAUCGAUAGCUAUACAUUUUAUAACGCAUCUGUAUUAGAAAGCAUCGAACUCCCGGAAACACUUGAAUCAAUUGGACAAUACUGUUUCCAAUAUACGACAUUCAAAACAAUUACAAUACCAUCAAAGGUACAAACAAUUUCAUAUGCAAUUUUCCAAAAUUCAUUGCUCGAAACAAUAAAUCUUCCAAGUGGAUUGAUGUACAUCGAAAGCUAUGCAUUUUAUAAUUCUUCUCUGAAAAAUGCAGAAAUGCCAGCAGGUCUUGUAUAUAUUAAUGAAUAUGCAUUUUAUAAUACAUCCCUCUCUUAUUUAAAUCUUAAAGAAAACUUUACAACAUUAUAUUCAUAUGCAUUACAUUCUAGUAACAUUUCAAAAAUAACAUUUCCUCAUUCAAUUAGAAAUAUUAAUUCAUAUGCAUUUCAGAAUACAUCAAUUCCAAACAUCACAAUUCCCGAGGGUUUAACAAAUCUUGAUGAUCAUGCAUUCUGCAAUAGCAUAAUUUCUUACAUGGAUCUUCCAUCUUCACUUCAAACAAUUGGGAGCAAUGCAUUUCAGAAUUGUUCAUUAAAGAGCCUUGCUUUGAAGGAAGGAUUAACAACAAUAUCUGAUUACGCCUUUUACAAUAGUAGCAUCACAAAAAUCAACAUCCCAUCAUCUGUUCAAGUUAUUGGAAGCUACUCAUUCUAUAACGCUCCUAUCAAGUCUCUUAUUUUCCCAGAAACAUUAAAUAGUGCAUUGAUUGGACAGUAUUGUUUUGCGUUCCUUAAACUGGUAAACAUCUCAAUUCCAAACGGAACCAUAUCAAUUGAUCAGCAUUCAUUCCGAGGAGUUAACACAAGUAAUAUUACUCUUCCAACUUCUUUAGUUAACGUUGGAAAUUGGUCAUUCACAGAUGCAUUCUCAGAUGAAUUAGUUAUUCCGAAGAACACUUAUAUUAUAAGAGAGUAUUCUUUUGCAUCCAGCAAUAUCAAAAAGAUUGAUUUAUCUUAUACAAUAAUGAGUAUAGGAGUUGGGGCUUUCAUGUCAUCAAUUAUAAAUGAGACAUUUAUCCCAAACAAUACAUUUGUCGAUCAUAAUGCUUUCGAAGAUUGUACUGAGUUGACUUAUGUUAAUAUCAGUCAGAAAAGCAUAAUCAACUAUGGAGUGUUUACUAAUUGUUACCCAAUAAGAAACAUUACAACAAAUGAUGAUAUAAAGUUUGAAGGUUUUGCAUUCUUCAAUGUAUCUAAUAAUGUCACAAUUGUUCAUUUUGGACUUCAUGACAUGCGAUUAUCAAUGACUAAGAAUAAUCUCAAUCCAAUUAUUAAUAUUUCAUAUGUAAUGUGUUGCUACAGAUCUCCAAAGUUCUGUCAUCACAAACCAUUAAACUACACUUCAUAUGAAGGAAUCUUCAAUUGUUUCUCAUAUAAUAAGCCAGUAUACAGAACAAAUUAUGCAAUACUGGCGUCUAUGUAUCUUUCAAGGGUAGACGAAGAUUAA
This is a messenger RNA of Trichomonas vaginalis G3, 1956 nucleotides long. Its product is annotated as FNIP repeat-containing protein DDB G0271996 family. The transcript has a single exon. The record is from RefSeq and is a predicted model, not a curated record. NCBI's taxonomy places the organism in Eukaryota, Parabasalia, Trichomonadida, Trichomonadidae. Bases 1 to 1956 code for a protein of 651 amino acids.